UUGUCGAUGAGCUCGAAGCGCAAAUGGAAACCGAAACUGCACCCGAUAACACCGAACCCGUCAAAGGGGGAGACUAUGUUCUAGAAUCGAAGCUGGGAGAGGGUUCGUUCUCCACAGUGUGGAAGGCCGAGCACAGGUUGAGCGGCCAAGUGGUGGCGUUGAAGCAGGUCUACCUGUCCAGGCUGAACCGCCACCUCAGGAGCUGCUUGGACUGUGAGCUCAACUUCUUGUCCUCUGUAAACCACCCCAACAUCGUCCGCCUUUUCGAAUUUUUCCAGGCUGAAGGUAGUAUUUUCCUUGUCCUGGAAUUUUGUGCUGGUGGAAAUCUUGCUUCAUUUAUUCGACUCCAUGGGAGAGUUCAAGAACAGAUAGCCAGAGGAUUUAUGCAGCAGCUCGGAGCUGCUCUGGAAGUACUGAAUUCUCACCACAUCAUUCACAGGGACUUGAAACCAGAGAAUAUUCUUCUCUCUGUCCCCAAGGAUGAUGCAGUCCUAAAGAUAUCUGAUUUUGGACUUUCAAGAUCUGUACAUCCAAGUGAUUAUGUUGAGACAGUUUGUGGAACCCCAUUAUACAUGGCUCCAGAAGUUCUUCAAUUCCAAAGAUAUGAUGAAAAAGUUGACAUGUGGAGUGUUGGUGCAAUUCUUUUUGAGCUUCUGAAUGGCUAUCCACCUUUUCGUGGUAGGACUAACGUUCAGUUUUGUUUCCCUCAGCUGCUACAGAACAUCAAGACAUGCAAAUGUCUUCCAUUUUCUCAGUUAUACCUUCCGAGUUUGCAUCCCGACUGUGUUGAUAUCUGUUCAAGGCUACUGUCUUUAAAUCCAGCGGACCGCCUGUCCUUCAAUGAAUUUUAUUGGCAUAUUUUUUUGAGAAGAAAAGGAGUGGCAACUUAAAUAUCAACUCUUUGGAAAUCCUAUGCGGGAUAUUCCUUGUGGGACACUCUCCUUGUAAGUAAAGCUGGACAUUGUGAAAAUUAUUCAAAUGAAGUGUCAAUUAUUUGCCCCUUCCAGUACCUCAGCUUUAAUGUCUCUCACCUCCUUUCCAUAGCUAACAGUGUAAACUGCAACCAAGAAUUAUCUCUGAUCAUUCCCUGCUGCUCUUGCCUGUAUUAUUGACCCCAAUCAGGCUGUGAGCCUAGUCUUUCUUCUUGGUUUUCUCUUGCAUAUGAGCAAGAAAUUUUGAAUUAGUGGAAAUCAAAAUAUAACCAAAGUGGCCUUGGCCAUUGUUUUAUCCGAUAUGAUGAUUCAUCUUUAUGUUUUCACCAUCUUCAAUCUGCCAUAUGAAAGAAAGAGUCUUAGCUACUGUUACCAGUUAGAGCAUUGUUUCAUUGCAAAGUACAGUGAUUUGCUUAUCUGAAUUUUCUGUCUGAUGAUAUACUUCUGUAGCAUGUUUUGUAUUAGCUGCACCUGUUACUAAUGCAUCUGUUUCACAUACCCGUGUGGAUCAUUUUCCUCUUAAAUGUCAAAACAAAUGAGGAUAUAAAGAAAGGAGAGUACCCCAUAUGCAAAGCCCCCUUUUUUGUUUUUUGAGGGGAGGGGGUGGGGUUUGAUAAUCCAUUUGAGAAGCCAAACAAACAUAUAUAAUUGAUCGUAAAAGAUCUUCCUCACUCCAUCUAGAAAGAAGAAAAAUAACUGUUUGAAAAAAAUUGGACCAGCAGAUCAUCAAAAAUCAAUUCACUACAAAAGAAAGCAUCCUCAAUUUCCCUGCUUUUUCUCUUGAUAUAUACUUCCGAUCACAUUGUCACAUUGUCUAUAGACUAUAUCGAUACAUGAAGAUGUCUUGAUAGACAUUUUCUUCUAGGUGGUUGACAUGGAGUAUCAAAUUGUGUAGAUUCUAUUCUCCUUGUGACAUUUGAUAACUAUGUUUUAUGACAUAUAUGCUUGGAAUAAUAUAUUAGGCUUACAGUUUUGCCUAGGUGGCUACUUCAAUGACUUGACGCCGGACAGGCGUAGUAUUCACUUGUUAGCCUGUUGGUGGUGAUGUGGAUAAGCUAGUGGACGAGACAGAAAUAUAAUCGUCAAGAGACUUUGGAUGAAGAUGGUAUCGCCUUCUUCUUGUCCUGGAUCGAUCAUCUCCAUUUGGAGAAAAAUCAUUGUCUUGUAUCAAAAUAUAAACCAGUCAGUUUUCGUUGGAUAGAGUUUUCUUUGAAGCUUUGUUGAAAGAAUUUCCUUCAACCCAAUGUAUUAGACUGAUAUCUAUUCAAAAUACAUACAAUUCUCACAUAAAUUUUUAAUGAAGUAUGUAAUUCUC
Messenger RNA from Corylus avellana, 2247 nucleotides. The record is from RefSeq and is a predicted model, not a curated record. NCBI's taxonomy places the organism in Eukaryota, Viridiplantae, Streptophyta, Magnoliopsida, Fagales, Betulaceae.